Colletes gigas is the source of this 1612-nucleotide messenger RNA. It is a transcript of the gene P5cr, whose product is annotated as pyrroline-5-carboxylate reductase 2. Bases 618 to 1466 code for a protein of 282 amino acids. The transcript is spliced from 7 exons. Gene Ontology annotation, biological process: L-proline biosynthetic process. The record is from RefSeq and is a predicted model, not a curated record. Gene Ontology annotation, molecular function: pyrroline-5-carboxylate reductase activity. NCBI's taxonomy places the organism in Eukaryota, Metazoa, Arthropoda, Insecta, Hymenoptera, Colletidae.
AUGUUCUGUUAUAAGCAUAUUAAAUACUAAAGAUUUUUAGCCGUACAAAAUGGAUUUUCUUUAUUUUAGGAUUUCAAUAUUAUACUUUUAUUAUUAAAUCGUUUAGGUGAUAUUUAAAUAGUCAGUUCAUUUUUUUUAUAUUCCUUCCUACGUUUAUUCAAUAUUUCGCGAUUAUCCAAAUUUUUCUCUUAACCACAUAAUCAAAAAUAUUGCUAUACGAUUCAUAGUAAUCAAUGAUUUCACAUGUAUAUGUAUAUAAGACUCUUCGAACCUGGAAUGCCUGGAAGAUAAGAUUUUUCGUUAAGUGUUGCUAAUUGAUAAUAUGUUUCGUAUAUAGUUCAGAGGUAUACACUUUUAUGUACUCACGCAUACGUAAUAUACAUAUGCAGAUAGCACAUAUUAUCAUCAGAAAAUUAUUCAUAUCACAUGUGUACCACCAGGUCUGAAAGGGUUAAAAACAUUUUCGAAAGUGAAUAAAAGAGCAAUUGAAUCUCAUCGUUUUAUUGUGAAUUAGCAAAAUAAGUAUUUGUAAAUAAUAUAAUAGAAUUUGAAAAAAUUUGUGUAAUUAUAGGAUACUAAUAUUUUGAGAAAAAAAAUAUACAUAUCUAUACAUAAAUAUGGCAGAAUACAAUUUCAAAAUGGAUAAAAUUGGUUUCAUUGGUGGUGGAAAUAUGGCUAGUGCUAUUGGUGCUGGUUUAAUUCGCAAAGGUAUAUUAAAUCCAGACAAUGUUUGGGUUUCUGCUCGUACAAGUAAAACACUGAAGUUUUGGAAUGAUUUGGGUGCUCAUGCCACAUUGAAAAAUGGGGAAGUAUUUGAUAAUUGUAAUAUCAUAUUUUUAACUGUAAAACCACAAAUACUUAAUGAUGCACUUGAUGAUCUGAAAUUAACAAUGUCAUCCAAGCCUGCUGAGCCAAUUUUUGUCUCUGUUCUUGUGGGCAUUUCAUUAGAUACAUUGGCUGAUAAACUCAAGCAUAUUGUUGAACAUCCUAAGAUAAUUAGAUGUUUGCCUAAUACUCCAUUGCUGAUUGGUGAAGGAAUAACAAUAUAUUGUUCUAAGAACUCAACUAUUGAAGAGACAAAUAUGAUAAAAGCAUUACUGUCACAUAUUGGAAUAGCUGAAGCUGUUCCUGAAUCUCUUAUGAAUGCUAUAGGUGGCCUUUCAGGUUCUGGUCCUGCAUAUGCUUAUCUUAUUAUAGAAGCAUUGGCAGAUGGUGCUGUAAUGAUGGGUGUUCCAAGACUUAUGGCAACAAAAUUUGCAGCUCAAGUAUUAGUUGGAGCUGGCAAAAUGGUAUUAGAAACAGGUAAGAAUCCUGGUCAAUUAAAGGAUGAAGUAUGCUCUCCAGGAGGGACGACCAUUACAGGAAUUCAUGCCAUGGAAUGUGGUCAAGUUAGAGCUUCUAUGAUGAAUGCAGUACAAGCUGCAGUAAAGAAAUCAAACGAAUUUACUUCCGCUAUAGGUAAAUAAUACAAAAAGAUAAUAAAACAGUAGUGGAAUAUUCAAACACUUUUGUCAUAGUUCUAAUUUAUUUUUACGUACAGAAUAAUGUAAUUGUAACAAUAAUAUGAGAAACAGCCAUUAUGUUAAAUAUUUUACAUCUUAUAUUGUGUGCU